UUCUUUCUUCGUAUCCGUAUGAUACAUGUGGUAUACAGUACACUGUAUACAACUAAUCGUAUAUCUGUAUUCUACAUUUGGUUCCCGAGAACAAAUUUUCGGUGCCGUUUGUCUCUCCCUAUUUUGACUCUCUUCAAUGAAAUUGAACUCAACUCAGAUACAAUAAUCAUCACCAUGAAUACAGUUCCUUCUUCUACUAUGAUCCUUCUUCAUUCACGCUUUUGUUUCAAAUUCAAUAAACCAUUUCUUAACAAUUCACAUCACUCCUUCCAAAUUCUUGAACUCAAACGCAACUUCAAAUCCAAAAGCGAUUAUAGAAAAAGUUGCUGCAAAGCGGUCUUCUCCGACGACGCUCCUUUCGCCGCCGCAAUCGGCGCUUGUAUGCUCACUUCUUUGGUUUUUCCGAUACCUGUUGCCACUGAAGAAGAGGAAGAAUCUGCUAUCACUUCAACGGAUACUAGAUUGGCAGUUAUGGGAAUAAUGAGUUUCAUUCCGUACUUCAAUUGGCUCAGUUGGAUUUUUGCGUGGAUUGAUACUGGAAAUCGACGUUAUGCUAUUUACUCGCUUGUUUAUUUGGCUCCUUAUCUCAGGUCAAAUCUAUCAAUUUCGCCCGAGGAAAGCUGGCUGCCUAUUGCUAGCAUUCUCUUCUGCAUUGUUCACAUUCAGCUGGAAGCAAGCAUAAAAAACGGAGAUAUCCAAGGGUUUCAACUAUUUAGUAAUAUUAUGGAUCAGCAAUCAUCUGGUACAAAGAAGAAAGGCCGUUUGAAUCGGUAUCAAGAUAUGUCUAAGGGAAGCAAGAAUGAAAAGAAAAACCUACCAUCUGCCGAAUCAAGAGACAUCGGGGGUUGGGAAGAUUCUGAGAGGCCUUUAGAAUACAAGCAACGCUUGAAUGACAGCAUAGACGACGACGAAAAGAGGAGCAAGCACUAAACUAGAAGAUACAUGCAUUUUCAGAUCAUCAAACAUCAACUGAAGAUGAAAAUUCACACAAGUUUCAUGCCUGAUGUUAGUACUGCAUGUAAAGCCGUUCGGUUAGUUUUUAAUAAAGUAUAGGUCUUUAUCUGAAUGUUGUUAUGUUAUGAUCAUAGGUUCUUUUCACGGUUGCCUUAUAGUUAAUCAGUUUUGUUGAACUAGUCAGUGGAAGAGCUUCACUAGUUAUUUUGCUGAGCCCAAAGUCAAUAAGUGAUUAUGUAGGAUUGAAAUUAGAAACCGCUGAAACACAAGGUAUAUGGUAUUGUUAAUGUUGGUUCAUUUAAA
Molecule: messenger RNA, 1257 nt
Organism: Lathyrus oleraceus (garden pea)
Lineage: Eukaryota; Viridiplantae; Streptophyta; Magnoliopsida; Fabales; Fabaceae
Exons: 5
Coding region: 19-930 (303 amino acids)
Source: RefSeq, a predicted model, not a curated record